CUCUUCCUCCUCCUCUUUCUCAGUCAGCAUCCCAACAGGCCCUACGCUUGGCUAAGCUCGUCCUCAUCGCCUUCUCUCUCUAUAUAUACAGGAAUCACACAAACAGACAAGCAAAAGCCUUGGCCUUAAGCUAGCUCAAGUCUCAUCUGUAGCUAAAACCAAACAAAGCCACUUGUGCUCAAGACAUCGCGCAGAGAGAGAGAGAGAGAGAGAGAGAUGGGAAGACCGCCGUGCUGCGACAAGAUUGGAGUGAAGAAAGGGCCAUGGACACCUGAAGAAGACAUCAUGUUGGUGACUUACAUUCAAGAGCAUGGACCUGGGAAUUGGAGAUCUGUUCCUACUAACACAGGUUUGCUCAGAUGCAGCAAGAGCUGCAGGCUCAGAUGGACUAAUUACCUCCGUCCCGGUAUCAAGCGCGGUAGCUUCACCGAUCAAGAGGAAAAGAUGAUCAUCCACCUUCAGGCUCUUCUUGGUAACAGGUGGGCGGCCAUAGCUUCAUACCUUCCUCAGAGGACUGACAAUGAUAUCAAGAACUACUGGAACACCCACUUGAAGAAAAAGCUGAAGAAGCUUCAAGGCCAAGCAAGUCCUGAUGAUGAUGAACAUAAUCAUCACCAACAAGGGUUCACGACAACUUCACAGUCCAUUCCCAAGGGCCAGUGGGAGAGGAAGCUCCAAACCGACAUUCACAUGGCCAAACAAGCCCUCUAUGAAGCCUUGUCAUUGGACAACCAACAAAGCUUCUUGAAAGAAACAACAAUAGCACUUGGCGAUGGUGACGAUGAUUGCAACAGACCACCACACCAAGAAUCAAGCUAUGCAUCGAGCACCAAGAACAUCGCAAGGUUGCUCGAUGGAUGGAUGAAGAGCUCACCGAAAACAGGGAAGAUCAAAGCGGAAAAUGCUGUCCGCUUCACAAAUGUUUCCAACAAAAUGGCUGCCACCGCAGGUUCGAGCACUAGCGAAGGCGGUAACGCGGCAACCCCAGAGUGUUUUGACUCGCUCUUCAGCUUCAACUCCUCGAACUCCGAUGUGUCCCAAUCAAUGUCGGCAGACGAAAACAAUGUUAAUCUGACGCCGGAAACAAGCGCGAUUUUCCAAGAGGAGAGCAAGCCGAGCUUGGAUAGUAAUCAUAAUCAUCAAGUGCCAAUAAAGUUGCUUGAAAAAUGGCUGCUUGAUGAUGCUUCAGUUCAAGGACUACAAGAUGAUUACCUCAUGAGCAUGGCAUUAGAUGCGGAUGCUUUGUUCUAACAAAAGCUAGAUCUAAGUUAGGGAAGUGAUCAAUUCUUGCAUGGAGAAGGUCCAGUCGAAUGGAAAUAUCCAGGUUUAAUCAAGUUCCUGUGAUUGGUCCCGAUCGCAUUGGACCGGGUCUAUGCAAGAAUUUGGCUAGCUAGGAAGACACUUUGUUUGUCUUUUAUGUUUAUUAUAUAGGUCACGAGCUGUUUUUUCUGGCUGAAAUCUUGCUUGUUGUAGCCCACAACUGAGGUAAAUAUUCCCUUUCUAGAAGAAGAACGAAGCAAAUUAAGUGUAAAAUUGAUGUGUAAUGUAAUUUUGUUUACUUAUUAUUAAUAGGAGACAUAUAAGUAUGUGCUUUUGCA
Molecule: messenger RNA, 1598 nt
Organism: Syzygium oleosum
Lineage: Eukaryota; Viridiplantae; Streptophyta; Magnoliopsida; Myrtales; Myrtaceae
Product: myb-related protein 306-like
Exons: 3
Coding region: 217-1251 (344 amino acids)
Biological process (GO): response to auxin
Source: RefSeq, a predicted model, not a curated record